AUGGCGACGACCUACGACGGGGUCGACCAGGUCUACGCGUUUCUCGCCAGCGUCCCCAAGGAAGAAUGGUUCCUUGCCUUUGGGAAACGCAACAGGCUGGUGAAUGAGCUUUCGACGCCGUAUGCCAUUUAUAACUGGGAGCUCGGUGCUCACGCCGUCAUGCUGCUCAUGGAGAGGCUCCAAGCCACUCAGCAGUAUGAUCUCGCCCUCAAGGUGGCUCAUUUCGUCUUCGAUCCGACCAUUGACGGCACCAGCCUUGCUCGCUGCUGGCUAUUCCCUCCAUUCAUCGAGCUCGCCGACCCUGCAACACCCAUCAAGUCUAUACAAGACAUCUUGCAGGCCCUCGAACCGUCUACCGGCGCAGAAGACGAGAUGAACACCAAUAUUCUCCAAUGGCGCAUGAACCCCUUUAAUCCUCAUAGUGUCGCUCGUGGAAGGCCGCAGGCAUAUAUGCGUAGGAUGAUCAUGAAGUACAUCGAGAUACUGAUUGCGAGCGGCGAUGUCUACUUCCGUCAAAACACACUCGAGGCCGUCCCAUUUGCCAUCCAACGCUACGUCGAGGCUUCCCACGUCUUUGGCUCGGCGCCCAUGCAGGUCCCCAAGUACACCAAGCCCGUGUACAAGUCCUAUGGGGAUCUGGACAAGGAUUUUAACGACUUCUCCAACGCCGAUUUCGAUAUGGAACUGGACUUUCCCUUUUACAGUGACCCGGCCACCCGAGGCAACGCCGGCGGAAACGGGAUCGGCGGCGGUGCCGGCGUUACCGGUAUCCUCAAGUCUACAUACUUCUGCGUCCCUGCCAACCCGAAGCUCAUGGAGCUCCGCAAUCUCAUAGAUGACCGUCUCUUCAAGGUCCGCAACUGCCAGGACAUCAAUGGCGUCGUCCGAAGCCUCGCCCUCUUCGAACCGCCCUUGGACCCCGGUAUGCUCGUCCGAGCAGCAGCCAGCGGUGUCGACAUCUCCAAGCUCCUGGGCAAUACUGUCGGUCCCAUGCCAAACUACCGCUUCCAGCUGUUGCUGCAAAAGGCCUUUGACAUGUGUGCCGAGGUCAAGGCCAUGGGUGCUACGCUGUUGACCAUCAAGGAGAGCAAGGAUACUGAGGCUCUGUCGAAUCUCCGUGCUCGUCAAGACACUGUCAUUCAAAGGCUCAUGAUAGACCUCAGAAAUAUAGCAAAGAAGGAAGCCGAAUCGAGCAUCGACGCCCUUGUCGAGACGCGCAAGGCCCAGGUGGCCAAACUAGAAUACUACCUCGCGCUAACAGGCACAGACGACAAGUCUGUCCCAGGCGAGAACCAGGAGUGGGAAGACAUAGCCCAGUCGAUUGAGAAGCCCACAACGGACGAUCUGCGCAUGAAAUCCUAUGAGAAGCUCGAAAUGGAGAAGUCCGAGGCUGCCGCGGUGCUCAACCAAAAGGCUAGCGCUAUGGACAUUGCCGCGAGUGUUAUCAAGCUCAUACCAGAUAUCGAAGAGGAGGCCGAGCCGCUGGGCGUUGGCGUCUCCCUCGGGUCCAUCACCAGCAACGUAUCCGAGUCCAUGCUGAUCAUGGCCAAUGUCUUGCGUUUCCAGGGCCAGUACUUCACCGACGAGGGCGCAAGGGCAUCACGCACGGGUGCCCUGGUUAAACAGCUUCAAGAGCGACGUUUCGAGGCCAACGCGGCCGGCCGCGACAUCAAGGAGACAGACAAGCAAAUAGCGACAUGCCGCAUUCGCGUCGACAUGUGUGAGCGUGACAUCCAGCUCCAGCAGCAGCAGGCUGCCUACGCAAAGGACAUGGAGGACUGGCUCAGGAGGAAGUACAGCAGUGAGCAGCUCUACGUCUGGAUGGAGGGCGUUGUUCAGAACCUGUACUACCAAACAUAUCUCCUCGCCGAUGACCUGGCGCAAAAGGCCCAGGCGGCCUUUAUGUUUGAAAAAGGCGAUCGCUCCGUCAACAUUAUCGGCCCGUCGUCCUGGGACGGUGGCAGAGACGGCCUGUUCUCUGGCGACAGCCUCUUUCUCUCCCUCAAGCGCCUCGAGGCAGCUUGGAUGGAGAAGAGCAUGCACGACGUUGAAGUCGUCAAGGACGUCUCGCUUCGCCAGCUUCGACCAUGGGCCCUGCUGGUGCUUCGCGAGACCGGCAUGGCCGAGUUUGAUCUCCCCGAGGUCCUCUUCGACUUUGAUUUUCCAGGCCACUACUGUCGCCGCAUCAAGUCCGUGAGCCUGACGGUCUCGUGUGUCCUUGGGCCUUGCACCGGCGUCAACGCCACGCUGACGCUUCUUGAGCACCGUUACCGAGUCAAGGCGGACGCCAAGGGCUCUUCAGACUAUCCUCAGAAGACGUCGGAUGAGAGAUUCCAGACAGACCAGGUGCCAAUCUCCUCCAUCGCCGUCAGCGGCGGCCAGCAGGACAGCGGCGUCUUCAACCUCGACUUCAGCAGCGAGCGAUAUAUUCCCUUCGAAGGUGCCGGGGCGGUGAGCAGAUGGCGACUCGAGCUACCUACCGCCGUGAAGCAGUUCGACUACGAAACCAUCAGCGACGUCGUCUUGCACGUCAGCUACACGGCGCUCCAGGGCGGUGCCGGCUUCCGCAAGGCAGCUUCCGACUCUGCCGUUGCCUUCCAGAAGACGGUCGCUGAUCUCUCAGACACGGAGGGCAUGUUCGCCGUGCUAGACCUCAAGAGCGACUUCCCCACGGAGUGGCAGCAGCUCAUCUCGGCCGAUCCCUCCAAGCCCUCAACGAUGCCUCUUGCUGCUCUGCAGGAUCGUCUGCCCUUCUUCACAAAGGGCAAAGUGGUCAAGGCCGAGACCAUCUCUGUCCUCGUCGCGUCCGAGUCGGCCAUCGACAUGGAGAGGGACAUUGAACUGAGUGCCUCGAGCAAGAUUCCUCUAGGGGCCGGGACUUCCAUAGGAUCAUACCAGGUGGCCACGGCAGCAAAACAGGCAGCCACCGUUUCAGACUGGCGUAUCACUCUUCAGCCAAAGGCGAUGGGUGCGAGUGUCUCCAAUAUCCUGGUUGUCAUGAGAUAUACGAUGUAG
Molecule: messenger RNA, 3015 nt
Organism: Metarhizium album ARSEF 1941
Lineage: Eukaryota; Fungi; Ascomycota; Sordariomycetes; Hypocreales; Clavicipitaceae
Exons: 1
Coding region: 1-3015 (1004 amino acids)
Source: RefSeq, a predicted model, not a curated record